AUGACUUCGGAACCAAUAUACACAUUCCCUGCGUUUGAAGAUCUACCCAGAGUCCCCGGAACUCCACAAGGAUGCGUCUGGGGCAUAUAUGACCGAGACGGUCAGAAAGACGAGGUCGGCGCAAUCAAUCUGCUGACGCCAGCCGUGGUGCGUGCCGCGAGCCAGGAGAUCAAGACCGGCCGCCACGUCCAGCUGGACUGGGCCUUGCACAACUUGGAGUUUCCGGGCUUCUUCCGCAAACCGUUUGAGCAGAAGGUCAUCGAUCUGUCCAAAACUUUGGGCGCGUACGGCUUUGACGAUGAAAUUCACAUCAACACACAGAGCGGCUCGCAGUGGGACAGCUUGAAACAUCACGCUUAUCAACCGGGGAAAGUCUUUUACAAUGGGUUGACCUUCGAACAAGCCCUUGUGUCCACUACCAAUGGCAUUCAUAACUGGUGCGAACGAGGCGGUAUCGUCGGUCGAGGCAUACUGAUCGAUAUGGUUCGAUUCUACGAAAAACGAGACGGCACGGCCCCCGAUCCAUGGACGCGGUUUGAGAUUCCCGUGGCCGACCUCCAAGCCGCUCUGGCCGACCAAGGCACGACACCGCGACAGGGGGAUCUGCUCAUGAUCCGCUCGGGCUACGUGCGCCGACACGACCGUGCAUCCGCAGAGGAGCGCAAGCUGGGCACGUCGGGCACGGACACCACGGCAAUCGGAGUCGCCAGCAACGAGGAGAUGGUGCGGUGGCUGUACAGCCAGCACUUUGCCGCGCACAUCGGCGACACGGUGGCCUUCGAGGCCUGGCCACCGCCGCACGGGGGCGAUUGGAUCAUCCAUGAGUGGUCCCUGGUCUGGUGGGGGGCGCCGCUCGGCGAGAUGUGGAAUCUGGAGGGUCUGGCCGCCGAGUGUGAGAGGCAGCAGCGUUGGACGUUCUUCGUCACCAGUGCGCCGUUGCACGUCAAGGGCGGCGUGGGGAGUCCGCCGGGCGCGAUAGCUAUCUUUUAA
Messenger RNA from Fonsecaea erecta, 990 nucleotides. RefSeq lists its product as hypothetical. The transcript is spliced from 5 exons. Lineage: Eukaryota; Fungi; Ascomycota; Eurotiomycetes; Chaetothyriales; Herpotrichiellaceae. Bases 1 to 990 code for a protein of 329 amino acids. Gene Ontology annotation, molecular function: arylformamidase activity. The record is from RefSeq and is a predicted model, not a curated record.